GUUGGAUUGUGGGGUUUACACACGCGUGCGGCGUGCGGUAGUGUGGUGGUGGAGACAAUCGUGGAUCACUACCUCGAAUUAGAUUGAUGUUAAGGAUUUAAUCACUUUGAGUUUUAACACACGACAGGAGAGUCCAGGAUGGUCACGUGUGUCUGUAGCGUCGCACGGUAGCCCGGCCUGUAAUGUACGGAUGGCGAUGUACCUAUUCGCCAGUCGGCUGUCGUCGGCUGUGUGUUCCCGGAGACCAGUCACUCGCACCGCACCCUCCAGACCCGUGCCCUCGCCGUGUGACGACUGUUCUCGUCUGGUCACUCCACCCACUGCAGAACCCCCACCCCCACCUCCCAUGGUCACUACCUCGGCCGUCGUGGAGGUCACCCCUCUACAACGAGGAGGCGCCACCAGAGCCACCGUGGGUCCCUGUGACCGCCACCACCGCUGCGACGGGAAAGUGCCUUCCACCACCAAACAUCGCGUCAGGUUCGCCAACACCUUCCCGCGCGUCAACCGCAAAAAGCGUACUUCUGAGUCCCACGAGGACGGUGAGACAGGCAGUAAGGAGGAUGAGGAUGAUGACGUCAAUACUCUCAACACCAGAUCCAGGGAGCUAGUAUUCAGAGAUGGCAACCUAGUAUCAGGAUCUCUAGAAGCCCUGAUACAGAGACUAGUGCCUACUGCCGAUCAUCGCCCUGACCGUGCCUUCCUGUUUGCGUUCCUUCUUAGUUCCAGACUGUUUCUACCUCCCAACCAGCUGCUAGGCCAACUAGCCUUCCUCUCCGACAUAUCAAAAUCAUCAACCGAGGAAGGACCAAUACCUCGUUUGGUUCAGCUCCUGGCAGAGUGGAUGGAGACGUUCCCUUAUGACUUCCGGGACGACAGGGUGAUGGCUCAUGUACGGGCGAUCAUCAGGAAGUGUGUGACUGGAGGCGGCACUGAGGAGGUGUCUGCUAUCCUGCAGACCUUGCUGGACCGCCUGACUGCCCUGCAGAGAUACGAGGAAUUCCUGCAGAGGCUGGGCUGUGAGCAGACUGAACUGGCCAACAAGAAAGAGAUAAUGGACCUGUGCUCGAAGCCAGACGAGUUAGCUCAGCAGUUAACGGUGAUCGAGCUGGAGAGGCUGUCCUACAUCGGACCUGAGGAGUUUCUGCAAGCCUUCCCCAGAACAGGCCUCGGCGUGCCCUCAGUGGCCUCGGCACCACGCACUCGCAACCUAGAGGCCUAUGUCGCCUGGGCCCACAGGCUGUCUUACCUCGUGGCCACCGAGAUACUCUUGCAAACGAAGAAAGCCAAGAGAGUCAAGAUGAUGGAACUGUGGAUUUCCACUGCACAGUCCUGUUUGAACCAUGGGAACUUCAAUUCUCUCAUGUCCAUCAUAGCCGGCCUCAACCUCUCAGCUGUUAAGAGGCUCCGCAAAACGUGGACAAAAACAUUACUCCAGAAGUUCCACAACGUAGAAGCCCAGAUGGAUGCUGGAGGAGAUUUCGCUCUCUACCGAUCUACGUUGAAAACAGCUUCUCGUAGAUUUGGCAGUAGCUCUCCCUCCCCCACCACUGACCAGUCAGGCACCGCCCCUACCACCGUCAUACCGUUCUUCUCACUCUUCCUCAAAGAUGUGUUUACUCUACAGGAAGCCUGCUUGAAAAAGCUGCCUAAUGGCCAUAUAAACUUCGAGCGGUUCUGGCAGAUGGCGAAGCUUGUCACAGAGUUUAUCACAUGGCAGCAGAUCAGCAGUCCUCAGCCCAAAGACUCUAACUUGUGUCUGUACCUUCAGUCGCGGCGUCUCUACUCCGAGCCUGAACUAUCCAGAUUGUCGUACCUGUGUGAGUCACCGAACAAUAUAAUGGAGCAAGAACAAUGGAAAACAUUAAAAAAUCAAAACGGCUCAAAGGAGAAUAAGUGAGGACAUAGUUUGUCAUACUUUUCGGAGGGUUGUAAACUCUUUAUAAAUAGCCUUUUCUCUUCUUAUACAAAAAUUAGGAUUUUUAAUAAUUAGUUUAAUGUCGGGCAUGUAGGGAGAACGUGAUAUAUAGGUUAACAAAUUUGAUUAUAAAAUGGUAAUGCAACUAUUAUCUAAUAGGUCAUCCUUGGAUGUUACAGAUUUUAAAGUUAUUAACGAAAAAACGUAUUUUCCGAAAAAUAAUUCCGUUUUUUAUAAUGCUGUAAAUAAAGGUUAACUAUUAAAACAGAAAUUAUUCUGUACAUAAAUACAUUUGGUAAAUAAUAAUUCGGUA
Macrosteles quadrilineatus (aster leafhopper) is the source of this 2231-nucleotide messenger RNA. Its product is annotated as ras-GEF domain-containing family member 1B-like. Gene Ontology annotation, cellular component: plasma membrane. Gene Ontology annotation, biological process: Ras protein signal transduction; positive regulation of GTPase activity. The transcript is spliced from 11 exons. The record is from RefSeq and is a predicted model, not a curated record. Lineage: Eukaryota; Metazoa; Arthropoda; Insecta; Hemiptera; Cicadellidae. Gene Ontology annotation, molecular function: guanyl-nucleotide exchange factor activity. Bases 191 to 1900 code for a protein of 569 amino acids.